AUGUCUCUGGUGGUUCUGUGGUCCGUAAUGGUUCUGUGGUCCGUGUCUCUGAUGGUUCUGUGUCCGCUCCUGGUCCUCGUCAACUCCAAGAGCGGAGACAACCAGGGCGUCAAGUUCCUGCGCAAGUUCAAACAGCUGCUGAACCCGGCGCAAGUGUUCGACCUGAUGAACGGGGGCCCAGAGCUCGGCCUCCGUCUUUUCCAGAAGUUUCCCACGUUCCGGAUCCUGGUCUGUGGAGGAGACGGGAGCGUGGGCUGGGUCCUGUCUGAACUCGAUAAACUCAACCUCCACAAGCAGUGUCAGCUGGGGGUCCUGCCUCUGGGCACGGGGAACGACCUGGCUCGGGUUCUGGGCUGGGGAGGUCUGUGUGAUGACGACGCACAACUGCUGCAGAUCUUGGAGAAACUGGAGCGCGCCACCACCAAGAUGCUCGACAGAUGGAGUGUGAUGUCGUACGAGGUUCUGUCCACGUCCAAACUGCAGCCGAUCCUGAAGGAGGAGGACCUGGACUCUCCUCUGCAGGUCCACAUCACUCAGUACGCAGACUCCGUGGCCUCGCAUCUCGCCAAGAUCCUGGACUCGGACAAACACAGCGACGUCAUCUCCUCCGCCAAGUUUCUCUGUGGAACCGUGAACGAGUUUGUGGCAGAAGUGGGAAAAGCGUAUGAGAGAGCGACGGAGAACAAGGAGGAGGCAGACGCCAUGGCCAAGAAGUGUGCGCUGCUGAAUGAGAAGCUGGACUCUCUGGUCAAAGCUCUGAGUGAAGAGGCCGAGGCCCAGGUGGUCCCGGCCGGUUCUAUCCCGGGGGAGGACGGGGAAGACUCUGGUCCUGGAGAUGGUGACGAAGACUCCGGUCCUGACGGAAAAACCUACAGGUCCAAAGAACAACUGAUGCUGAGGGCCAACAGCCUGAAGAAGGCUCUGAGACAGAUCAUCGAGCAGGCGGAGAAAGUGGUGGACGAGCAGAACCGACACACUCAGGUCCAGAGGAUGUCGUCGUCGUCGUCCUUCAAGAGAGAGAACAGCGAGGAGCUCAAAGAGACGGAGCCCCGUCCUGGAGGUCUGAGUCCCACGUCUCCCAUCGUCCUCGAGAAACCAGAGAGUGUCCACACGGCGACGUACAACAACGCUACUGUACCCUGUUCAGAAAAGUGUGUCAUGAAUAAUUACUUUGGAAUCGGCCUCGACGCAAAGAUCUCACUGGAAUUCAACAACAAGAGAGACGAGCACCCCAAGAAAUGCAGCAGUCGCACUAAAAACAUGAUGUGGUACGGGGUCCUGGGAACCAAAGAACUGGUGCAGAAGACCUACAAGAACCUGGAACAGAGGGUCCAGCUGGAGUGUGACGGCGUCCCCAUGUCCCUCCCCAGUCUGCAGGGCCUGGCCGUGCUGAACAUCCCCAGUUACGCAGGAGGCAUCAACUUCUGGGGCGGAACCAAAGAGGACAACAACUUUGGAGCUCCUUCCUUCGACGACAAGAAGCUGGAGGUGGUGGCGGUGUUUGGGUCCAUGCAGAUGGCAGUGUCCCGAGUCAUCAACCUGCAGCACCACCGCAUCGCACAGUGCCGGCAGGUGAAGAUCUCCAUCCUUGGGGAGGAGGGGGUCCCGGUGCAGGUGGACGGUGAGGCCUGGGUCCAGCCCCCGGGGGUCCUGAAGAUCGUGCACAAGAACCGGGCUCAGAUGCUGACGAGGGACCGGGCGUUUGAGAGCACGCUGAAGUCGUGGGAGGAUAAGAUGAAGGUGGACCCGUACAGAACCACCCGGCCUCGUCUGAACUCUCAGCAGUCCAUGGAGUACCUGACGGAGGAGGAGUGUGCACAGGUGCAGCAGCUGGGGCUGGUGGCAGAGACGCUCAUCAACAAGAUCCGGGAGACGGCGAAGAGCCACAAGCUGGUGGAGCAGGAGCUGGCCCACGCCGUGAACGCCACGGCGCUGGUGCUGACGGAGGCCAAGCUGUCCACGCCCGAGUGCCUGAGUCGGAGCACAGCUGUGGAGAUCGUCAACAGCAGCAAAGUCCUUGAGGCUGAGACCAAAAUGCUGCUGGACGGAAAAAUCCUGGAGGGAGAUGCCUGGUCUCUGUGGGGGCAGCGUGUGUUGCUUUGUGCCGCUGUUGUUUCGCUGCGACGAGCGACAACUGGACAAUCUGAGCUCAGCCAAACUCAGCCACGAAGACCAGCUCGAUAA
Messenger RNA from Knipowitschia caucasica, 2184 nucleotides. The record is from the annotation of a GenBank genome assembly. NCBI's taxonomy places the organism in Eukaryota, Metazoa, Chordata, Actinopteri, Gobiiformes, Gobiidae.